Molecule: messenger RNA, 1391 nt
Organism: Didymodactylos carnosus
Lineage: Eukaryota; Metazoa; Rotifera; Eurotatoria; Philodinida; Philodinidae
Source: the annotation of a GenBank genome assembly
UCUCUUUUGCCGUUACUUCCCUAUAAAAAAAGAUUUAUUUGGCAGACCUGUGAGGUCUGCUCGUGAGAAUUUUGCCUGCUGGGACUGAAUGUACAGACUUGUUAGAGGCUCUGCCAAAUAAAUCUUUUUUUAUAGGGUUAUCUUUUCCUGUUAAUGAGGAUUAUAUUCUUGGAAUUUCAGUGAAUAAAGCUGUUAAAUAUUAAAAUUUAAAAUAAUGAAAUUCAACCACACUGCUUAUUAAUAAUUUUUGUUCUAAAAAUACUUGCGCUGCUUGUCUUCGCACACUCUAUGUUUAUGAAUUCUGAGGGUACUCAGCUUUCACGAACUUCAUACAUUCAAAAUCUGGGGCUGUCAAAGUACCCAUAGUCCUCAUGGUUCUGACGCCCCUGUAAAAAUGCACGAACGCAACAAUCACUAAUUUAACCUUCAGUCUCAUCGAACGACUUGUUACUGAUAUCAACAACAGAAGUUGAGAAUCGAUGAACAAUUCCGGCAAAAAUAUAUAUGAUUUAAAGGAAAAAACCCAAUUUACUCUUAAUCGCGUCACAGUACAAUAAUCUUAUGAUAGUGAAACUGUAUAAAGAACGUAGAAUUUAGUGAAGAAACAUAGAAUAUUUAUAUUAUUAUUUUCUCACUGGUCUCUCUGUAUAUAGUCAGGGAUGGGCUCGUCUAUGACUAGACUUGUAGUUCUACUCUGGCUGCAUGAGAUCACUCCUCUAUAUGAAAAUAUCAGAUGGACAAUACUCAUGAGUAUUUUGUCAAAAGUUAUAUGAGUACUCAAGAAUACCCAAGCAUGAGUACCCAAAGUCGUACCCACAGUACUGGUUACUCACUCAUGAGUACUCAAUGAGUAAAAACAUGUGUGAGUACUUAUGAGUACUCGGGACAUUUUUCAGCAGAGUACGACUUUGAGUACUCACACUUGAGUACAUUCACUAGGACAGGAAGCAAAUUGGUCACUGGCAUAGUUUCAGUCUUCGAAGACAUUGAAAAUUUCUGUCUGCUUUGAACUAGAAAUAUUCCCACUUUGAAAAGUGGUAAGGCGAGAAAAUGAAGAAUACCUUGAAGAUCCUUCUUGUGACCGAUGGUCCUUUAGUGUCAAUGAGCCAUAUUCACAUCCUGAUGAGAACGCUGUACGUUGGCCGUCGAAUGGCUCGAAAGGCUGGCCGUACGAGUGCGUGUAUUGUAUAGACAGACGUCAAGAAAAUAGUACCGCGAUGGGGCGUCCUCAUCAGGAUGUGAAUAUGGCUCAUUCCGAGAUAAUGUAUUUGUCAACUGACCAAAGUAGCGGAUACGCUCCAAGUAGAUGGUCUCAUCGUCCGUUAGAUCCGGAGAAACUUCUAACUUCAUAUCGUGAAAUCCCUCGAAAUGAAAGUGAAGAGGCACAUUAG